Molecule: messenger RNA, 7177 nt
Organism: Phyllostomus discolor (pale spear-nosed bat)
Lineage: Eukaryota; Metazoa; Chordata; Mammalia; Chiroptera; Phyllostomidae
Gene: KIF21B
Product: kinesin family member 21B
Biological process (GO): mitotic spindle organization; microtubule-based movement
Molecular function (GO): microtubule binding; microtubule motor activity; ATP binding
Source: RefSeq, a predicted model, not a curated record
UUUGUCCGCGCGGCUGUGCGCGCGGGUGGCAGCGAGGUGGGCGGUGCGCUCGGGCGGGAGGUGUGUGCGCCGGUACCGCGCUGUCCCCCCUGCGGUGCCCGCUCUGGCCGCCACCGCCGCCUGGGGCAUUGGCCCCGGGACCCCUGACCCUGAUCCACGCCCAAACCCUGGCGCCCGAGGGCCAUGGCCGGCCAAGGGGACUGCUGCGUCAAGGUGGCCGUCAGGAUCCGGCCGCAGCUGCCAAAGGAGAAGAUCGAGGGCUGUCACAUCUGCACGUCCGUCACCCCGGGCGAGCCCCAGGUGCUCCUGGGCAAGGACAAGGCCUUCACCUACGACUUUGUCUUCGACCUGGACACCUGGCAGGAGCACGUCUACACGACCUGCGUCCGCAGGCUGGUGGAGGGCUGCUUCGAGGGCUACAACGCCACGGUGCUGGCCUACGGGCAGACGGGGGCCGGGAAGACCUACACCAUGGGCACUGGCUUCGACACAGUGAUGGCCGAGGAGGAGCAGGGCAUCAUCCCCAGGGCCAUCGCACACCUCUUCGGGGGCAUCGCUGAGCGCAAGCGGCGGGCCCAGGAGCAGGGGGUGGCCGAGCCAGAGUUCAAAGUCAGCGCUCAGUUCCUGGAGCUCUACAACGAGGAGAUCCUGGACCUGUUCGAUGGCACCCGGGACCCCGACGCCCGCCACCGCAAGUCCAACAUCAAGAUCCACGAGGAUGCCAACGGCGGCAUCUACACCACGGGCGUCACGUCCCGCCUGGUCAACUCCCAGGAGGAGCUGAUCCAGUGCCUGCGGCAGGGCGCCCUGUCCCGCACCACGGCCAGCACGCAGAUGAACGUGCAGAGCUCGCGUUCCCACGCCAUCUUCACCGUGCACGUCUGCCAGAUGCGGGUCUGCGCCCAGACGGAGCUGGUGGCCGAGACGCUGCCCGGGCUUCCCGAGGCCGCGACGCCCAGGAGGGAGUUCGAGACGCUCACGGCCAAGUUCCACUUUGUGGACCUGGCCGGCUCCGAGCGGCUGAAGCGGACGGGGGCCACCGGCGAGCGGGCCAAGGAGGGCAUCUCCAUCAACUGCGGCCUGCUGGCCUUGGGCAACGUGAUCAGCGCCUUGGGGGACCAGAGCAAGAAGGUGGUGCACGUGCCCUACAGGGACUCCAAGCUCACCCGGCUCCUGCAGGACUCGCUCGGGGGCAACAGCCAGACCAUCAUGAUCGCCUGCGUGAGCCCCUCGGACCGGGACUUCAUGGAGACGCUCAACACGCUCAAGUACGCCAACCGCGCGCGGAACAUCAAGAACAAGGUGGUGGUGAACCAGGACAAGACGAGCCAGCAGAUCGGCGCGCUGCGGGCCGAGAUCGCGCGCCUGCAGCUGGAGCUCCUGGAGUACAAGGCGGGCAAGCGGGUGAUGGGGGAGGACGGCAGCGAGGGCUACAGCGACCUCUUCCGGGAGAACGCCAUGCUGCAGAAGGAGAACGGGGCGCUGCGCCUGCGGGUGAAGGCCAUGCAGGAGGCCAUCGACGCCAUCAACAGCCGCGUCACCCAGCUCAUGAGCCAGGAGGCCAGCCUGCUGCUGGCUAAGGCCGGGGACGGCAACGAGGCCAUCGGCGCCCUGAUCCAGAGCUACAUCCGGGAGAUCGAGGAGCUGCGGACGAAGCUCCUGGAGAGCGAGGCCAUGAACGAGUCCCUGCGUCGCAGCCUCUCCCGGGCCUCGGCGCGGGGCCCCUACGCCCUGGGUGCCUCCCCGGCGGCCCCCGGCUUCGGCGGCAGCCCGGCCAGCUCCAUGGAGGAUGCCGCCGAGGUGAUCCGCCGGGCCAAGCAGGACCUGGAGCGCCUCAAGAAGAAGGAGAUCAGGCAGCGGAGAAGGAGCCCGGAGAAGGAGGCCUUCAAGAAGAGGGUGCCGCUGCAGCAGGACAACAGCGAGGAGACGGAUGAGAACGAGGACAACGAGGCGGAGGAGGAGGAGGAAGAGCCGGACGAGAGUGGCUGUGAGGAGGAGGAGGAGGAGGGGCGUGAGGAUGAGGAUGAGGACUCGGGCAGCGACGAGAGCCUGGCCGACUCGGACUCGGACGCCGAGGGGAAGGAGGUGAACUACCAGGCCGACCUGGCCGACCUGACCUGCGAGAUCGAGAUCAAGCAGAAGCUGAUCGACGAGCUGGAGAACAGCCAGCGGCGGCUGCAGACGCUCAAGCACCAGUACGAGGAGAAGCUGAUUCUGCUGCAGAACAAGAUCCGGGACACCCAGCUGGAGCGCGACCGCGUGCUGCAGAACCUCAGCACCAUGGAGUGCUACACGGAGGAGAAGGCCAACAAGAUCCGGGCCGACUACGAGAAGAGGCUGCGCGAGAUGCACCGGGACCUGCAGAAGCUGCAGGCGGCACAGAAGGAGCAUGCGCGGCUGCUGAAGAACCAGUCCCGCUACGAGCGGGAGCUGCGGAAGCUGCAGGCCGAGGUGGCCGAGAUGAAGAAGGCCAAGGUGGCCCUGAUGAAGCAGAUGCGCGAGGAGCAGCAGCGGCGGCGGCUGGCGGAGACCAAGAGGAACCGGGAGAUCGCGCAGCUGAAGAAGGAGCAUCGGCGACAGGAGUUUCAGAUCCGAGCCCUGGAGUCCCAGAAGCGGCAGCAGGAGCUGGUCCUGAGGAGGAAGACCCAGGAGGUGUCCGCACUGAGGCGCCUGGCCAAGCCCAUGUCUGACCGGGUGGCGGGGCGCGUGGGGCUGAAGCCGCCCAUGCUGGACUCGGGGGCCGAGGUGUCGGCCAGCACCUCGUCGGAGGCCGAGUCGGGGGCCCGCUCCGUCUCCAGCAUCGUGCGCCAGUGGAACCGGAAAGCCAGCCACUUCCUGGACCACCCGGCGUCCAGCGGCCACGGCGCCCGCCCGGCCAGGAAGAAGUUCCAGAAGAAAGGGGCCGGCCAGAGCUUCAGCAAGGCUGCGCGGCUCAAGUGGCAGUCGCUGGAGCGGAGGGUCAUCGACAUCGUCAUGCAGCGGAUGACCAUUGUCAACCUGGAGGCCGACAUGGAGCGACUCAUCAAGAAAAGGGAGGAGCUGUUCCUCCUGCAGGAGGCGCUGCGCCGGCGGCGGGAGCGGCUGCAGGCGGAGAGCCCGGAGGACAAGGGGCUGCAGGAGCUGGCCGAGGAGAUGGAGGCGCUGGCGGCCAACAUCGACUACGUCAACGACGGCAUCUCCGACUGCCAGGCCACCAUCGUGCAGCUGGAGGAGACCAAGGAGGAGCUGGACUCCACAGACACGUCCGUGGUCAUCAGUUCCUGCUCCCUGGCCGAGGCCCGCCUCCUGCUGGACAACUUCCUCAAGGCGUCCAUCGACAAGGGGCUGCAGGUGGCCCAGAAGGAGGCCCAGAUCCGGCUGCUGGAGGGACGGCUGAGGCAGACGGACGUCGGGGGCUCCUCCCAGAACCACCCGCUCCUGGACGCGCUGCGCGAGAAGGCGGAGGCCCACCCGGAGCUGCAGGCGCUCAUCCAGAACGUGCAGCAGGAGAACGGCUACGCCAGCACCGAUGAGGAGGUCUCGGAGUUCUCCGAGGGCAGCUUCUCCCAGUCAUUCACCAUGAAGGGUUCCUCCAGUCACGACGAUUUCAAGUUCAAGGGCGAGCCCAAGUUGUCCGCCCAGAUCAAGGCCGUGUCCGCCGAGUGCCUGGGGCCCCCGCUGGACGUCUCCAAGAACAUCACCAAGUCGCUGGCCUCGCUGGUGGAGAUCACGGAGGACGGCGCGGGCUUCUCCCUCCGAGACCCCCUCCUCCGGGACAAGGUCUCGCGCACCGUCAGCCUGCCCACCCGAGGCAGCACCUUCCCCCGCCAGUCCCGAGGCGCCGACACCUCCCCCCUGACCCGGAGGAAGUCCUACGACCGGGGACAGCCCGCCAGGUCCGCAGACGUGGGGUCCACGCCGCCCCCGUCCCCUCCCACCCGGCCACGCAAUGACCGCAACGUCUUCUCCCGCCUCACCAGCCACCAGAGCCAAGGGUCGGCGCUGGACAAGUCUGACGACAGCGACUCCUCUUUGUCGGAGGUCCUGAGGGGCAUCAUCUCGCCGGUCGGGGGAGCCAAGGGUGGACGGACGGCCCCGCUGCAGUGUGUCUCGAUGGCCGAGGGCCACACCAAGCCCAUCCUCUGCCUGGACGCCACGGACGAGCUGCUCUUCACGGGGUCCAAAGACCGCAGCUGCAAGAUGUGGAACCUGGUCACGGGGCAGGAGAUCGCGGCCCUGAAGGGCCACCCCAACAACGUGGUGUCCAUCAAGUACUGCGGCCACUCGGGGCUCGUGUUCUCCGUGUCCACCUCCUACAUCAAGGUGUGGGACAUCCGGGACUCGGCCAAGUGCAUCCGGACCCUCACGUCCUCGGGCCAGGUGAUCUCAGGGGACGCCUGCGCGGCCGCGUCCACCCGCACCAUCACCAGCGCCCCGGGGGAGCACCAGAUCAACCAGAUCGCCCUCAGCCCCUCGGGCACCAUGCUGUACGCCGCCUCCGGCAACGCCGUCCGCAUCUGGGAGCUCGGCAGGUUCCAGCCCGUCGGCAAGCUGACCGGCCACAUCGGGCCCGUGAUGUGCCUGACGGUCACCCAGACGGCCAGCCAGCACGACCUGGUGGUGACCGGCUCCAAGGACCACUACGUCAAGAUGUUCGAGCUGGGGGAGUGCGUGGCCGGCACCAUCGGCCCCACCCACAACUUUGAGCCGCCGCACUACGACGGCAUCGAGUGCCUGGCCAUCCACGGGGACGUCCUCUUCAGUGGCUCCCGGGACAACGGCAUCAAGAAGUGGGACCUGGAGCAGCAGGAGCUCAUCCAGCAAAUCCCCAACGCGCACAAGGACUGGGUGUGCGCCCUGGCCUUCGUCCCGGGCCGCCCCAUGCUGCUGAGCGCCUGCCGGGCCGGCGUCAUCAAGGUCUGGAACGUGGACAACUUCACGCCCAUCGGCGAGAUCAAGGGCCACGAGAGCCCCAUCAACGCCAUCUGCACCAACACCAGGCACAUCUUCACCGCCUCCAGUGACCUGACAGUGAAGCUCUGGAGCGUCCGGCGGUUACCCCGGGGCGCCCCCUAGGACUGAGGUCAGAGGACAGCCCCGGCCCUUGGCCCCAGCAGCCCGCACCACACAGAGGGGACGCCGCGGCCGCGGGGCCAGCUGCCCUGGGGACAGGGUGUGGGUGGUGGCCACGCCCCCCACCCCGUCCUCCUCGCCCUCCCUGGACCUUCCCACCAUGGACGCCGACCCCCGUCUUGGGGGCAGACAUGGGGGGGAUUUAAGCUGUGACACCGGAGGGCAUUUCCCCUCUUGCUCCUCUCCUGCGGCCCCACCCCCCCUGCACUGGCCACACUGGCCCCUGCUGAGCUGGCCCAGCCCUUCCUGGAGCCCUGGGCCCGGGGGUGGCCCUGCAGGGGGGGCGAGGCAGCCCCCGCACUCCAGCCCAGCCUCUGGACCACGGCUCCCGCUGCGUCUGAGCCCUAAACAUCGUCCUCAGGUAACCAUGGAAACCGUGUUGGCAGCUGGGCCCCCAGCGCCUUGGCCAUGAACCCCCACUCUCUGCUGACUCUGGCGACCCUCGGGGACCCGUGCCAAGGGCCGAGGCGGGGCUGCUGGAAGGACUCCCCUGGGCCGAGGCUCAGACGGGCUUCAGUUAUUUAUUCUAGCGUUCGCUCUUGCCUCCUGGAAGCUGACUUGAAGUUUCUUCCACGUGCUCCGUCCGUCCCUCUGCGCUGGGGGCCAGGAACCCACCAGCCCCCUCCCUGUGGCCGUGCAGGGGAGGGAAAUGCCCCCCUCGGCUGUGCAGCCCAGGCCGUCCCUGCAGCACCCCAGGGCCCCCCGUGCACCCGGUCCCAGCUGCCUGGAGGUUCCAGUGCCUUCCUCCGCCCACCGGGCCCGGCGCCCGCCCUGGGCAGCCCGACACCAGCCUCGCCGGGGGGAGGGGGGACAGCACCACCUGUGUCUUCUCACGCCUGCUGCCCUGGAAGGCAGGGUGCCCCGCCCAGAGCCCAGGGCCUGCCAGGGCCCCCUCCCCAGAGUCCCUCCUGGGCCACGUGGGCAGCAGCUCGGGGGGCCGUGGCCAGCAGGAAGCCACCUGAUGGUCCCCAGUCCCUCCCGUCCUCCCCUGAAGGGGCGGGAAGUCCCUCACUCCUUCCCUCUGUUGAGUAUUCAGGAGACAUUCUCAAGCCUUAACACUGGCGUGGGCCGGGGCCCCCUCCGGGAGAGCGGUGCCGGGUUCACCAGGGGCUGGGGGCUCCGCCCAGGGAUGGCGUUGACCUGAGUGCGGCCCCUGCUGGGGCACCUCGGCAUCCACGGCUCCUGCGCCCCGGCCUGUGCUCCGCUUCAAGGACGCUUCUCCACUCGGUGCUGCCCGCCUCAGUGUGGGGCCAGGAGCCCAGCCCUGCUCAGAGGACGGGGACCCGGGGCCCCCCGGCGACGGCUCUGUUCGCCCCGGCACCUCCUCCGUCUGGCUGGGGUGCCUCCGCGGCCUGGCCCAAGGCAAGCCUGCCCCGACAGGGAACAGCACCUGCUGGGGCCGGAGCGACGCAGCCUGCCCCCUCCUGCCCCCACCCUGCUCGGAGCCCUCCCCAGUCUGAGAAUGCUGCUCUGCGCGGGUGGCCCCGCUGGACGCAGUGGUGACGUCUCCGUGAGCCUCUGUGCAGGCUGGACGCGCCCUCGUGGGCCCCUAGGACCAUCUGUCUCCCACACUGGACCCUCCCUUCCAGCCGCCAGGGGUGCCCGGCAAUGCCCCCGGGUCCGUCCCCGCCCCGGCCUCUCCCCGCCUGAGCUGGAAGCGCCGACCCGUAAGGAAGACUCGCCUGCCUGACUUCGCAGGCUGCAGAAACAGACAGACUGCCCCCACGUCACCCCGUGGCGGGGCGGCCGGCGUCCUGCUGGGGGGGCCCUGUGGCCCGCCAGGUGCCCCCCCCCCACCCAUUGCCGAUGGCGUGCUACCUCACCGCCGGCGGCUCUGCUGUCCCUGCGCGGCACCGACCUGACACUUGAAGUCUCCCUGAGCCGAGCCCCGCAGCGGUGGCAGCAGCCCAGCCCCUCCCUCGUGGGGCCCAAGGUACUCGGCUGGGGGCCGGCCCCCCGGCCUCGUGGCACAAGCACCCCCGUGUUGGAAGCACAAACUGGUCGUGGUUUGAGCACAAGGCAGGUGGCCCGUGCUCUCUGGGCCCAGGCGGCUCCAUGGGACAUG